Messenger RNA from Eurytemora carolleeae, 2691 nucleotides. RefSeq names its product aspartate aminotransferase, cytoplasmic. Gene Ontology annotation, cellular component: cytosol. Lineage: Eukaryota; Metazoa; Arthropoda; Copepoda; Calanoida; Temoridae. The record is from RefSeq and is a predicted model, not a curated record. The coding region runs from base 748 to 1974 and encodes 408 amino acids. The transcript has 14 exons. Gene Ontology annotation, molecular function: pyridoxal phosphate binding; L-aspartate:2-oxoglutarate transaminase activity. Gene Ontology annotation, biological process: L-aspartate biosynthetic process.
CAUAGAUGAACAUGCAUGUGUUUAGAGCAUGGUAUUGGAAAGGGUAAGAGACUAACUUCCUACCCUUCCUUUAAGGAUGUAUUAUCCAAGGACUACAUCUAUACCCAGGCCCAGGUGGAGGUGGACGGAAGCUUGAUUACAAGCCAAGGACCUGGAACCUCAUUCUCAUUCGCUCUAAGACUGGUGGAGUUGUUGGUCGGGAAGGAGAAGGCAGAGGAAAUAUCCGCCGCAAUGCUACUGUAAACAUACGCAUAUCUGCCGAUAGCCGAUACCUUUCGUAGCUGAAUGCCAAUUUCUUAUUCGUCCUGGUGAUUUGUGCGUAUUUUUUUAAAGAAAAUCCAUAAAAAUAUUCUUCUUUUGUAGCUUCUUAUUUUCUAGUCAGGAGUCCAUUGUCACUGUAAACCACGGACGAGAACUUUAUUAUUAAGAAUCUCAUUUUUUGUAUUUCCCUCAACCUUUAAACCUUUAACGUUUCAAAUGAAACUCCUUGAUAAAUCCGCUAAAAUUGCAAGAAAAGUACUCAAACAUGUGGCUAAAAUGCAUAAGCUGUUUUCCCACUACUGCAUUCUUAUCCUCCAUGCAUGUAUUUUUUUAAACAAGUUUAAAUUAAUAAUGAUCCAGAUAUUCUUACAGUAAACGUAUGAAAAUAUUCUUUUAAUUACAUAUUUUGUGACCAUAAUAAGAGGGUAUAAUUUUAUAGUUUUGUGUGAUUGAUUGAUUUUAAAUUGAUCGAUUUCAGAUAAGAAAAUGAGCAUCUUUGCCGAGGUUUCCUUAGCUCCUCCGAUUGAAGUGUUUCAGCUCUCCAGGGACUUCCAAGCCGACACUAAUCCUAACAAAGUGGGACUUGGGGUUGGAGCAUAUAGGACGGAUGAGGGCAAACCAUGGAUCCUGCCGGUUGUGAAGAAGGCGGAAGCAAAGCUGGCGGAAAUGAUUGAGGCGGAGCAGAUAAACCAUGAAUAUCUGCCAGUCCUCGGAUUGGAAUCCUUCUCUGUAGCAGCGGCUAGGAUGCUAGUUGGUGAAGAGUCUCCUGCUCUUAAAGAAAACAGGAUAUUUGGGGUUCAGGCUCUUAGUGGAACAGGAGCUCUCAGGGUCGGAGCUGAGUUUCUGCAUACAAUUCUGAAGGCGGACACGGUGUACAACUCCGAUCCUACCUGGGGGAACCACAACCUUAUCUUCAAGAAUGCAGGGUUCAAGAACAUCAACAAGUAUAGAUACUGGGAUCCAGAGGGUAAGGGAUUGAACUUUCCUGGUUUAAUGGAGGAUCUCGGAGGUGCACCAGAGGGCGCAGUUGUCGUGCUUCAUGCUUGCGCGCACAAUCCUACAGGUGUGGAUUUGAACAAGGAGCAGUGGGGUCAACUUGCGGAUUUGAUUGAGAAGAAGAAACUGUUCCCAUUCUUCGACUGCGCGUAUCAAGGGUUUGCGUCAGGAUCUCUUGAUACUGACGCAUGGUCUGUCAGAUAUUUUGUUGAGCGUGGAUUUGAACUGUUCUGUUCUCAAUCCUUCUCUAAGAAUUUCGGAUUGUAUAAUGAGAGAGCUGGGAACUUGACUGUGGUUCUCAAGGAUUCAGCUAAUAUUGACAGUGUCAAGUCCCAGAUAACGCUGCUGGUCAGAGCAAUGUACUCUAAUCCUCCUGCUCAUGGAGCAAGGAUAGUUGAUCUUGUUCUUCAGGACCCUGCUCUGUAUGCUGAGUGGAGGGAUUGUAUCAGUAUCAUGGCAACCAGGAUCAUCAAGAUGAGAACAGGGUUGAGGGAGAGGUUGGAGAAACUUGGAACUCCCGGUUCCUGGAGUCACAUCACAGAACAGAUCGGUAUGUUCUCCUACACCGGGCUGAGCCCGGAGAUGUGUGAAUACUUGAAAACUGAGAAACAUCUUUACCUUCUCAAGUCAGGGAGGAUUUCAAUGUGUGGAUUGACCCCUGGAAACCUGGAUUAUGUUGCACAAUCUAUUCAUGAUGCUGUCACUAAGUUUCAAUGACAGCACACUCUAAACUACGAGAAUACAGGCCUAACGAAGAUCCUUCGUGUGGAGUUCUGAAGUUGCAAACUGUAGUGGACAAUAGACAAGUUCAUAGUAAUUUUAACUAGCAAAUUGUCAUGAAAAUCUUUCUUUCUUUUUACAAAUUUCCCUUUUUGGUGUAAAAUUCUCAUUUUUAAAGAUAAAUUAAAUAGAUCUUUUUUAUUUUCAUGGCUAUUUUUUUUUCUUUGAAAGGCCCAAUACCCCUCCGAUGUCCAAUACCAUGCAGUUAAAAAUAAAAAUUGUACAGUCGAAUUUAGUCCGGUGUAUUUAAUGCAUUUGUAUUUGCACAAAGAUAAUUAAUCCUGGUGACAUUUAUUCAUAGUUUUAUUGUAUUCUGCUUUUUCUGCUGAGCAUUUUUCUCUUGAACUUUAUUAUGUUUGUAAUUUUUAUACAAAAUUUACUUUUUCAUUUAAAUAAUUUCAAUUUUAUUUGUUUUCAUUUUGCUUUCAAUUCGCGUUAUGUUUUUUCGUACACGUUUAUUCUAUAGAUUUUUGAGUACUGUGUACAUCAUGUUGGAAUUUUUGAUUAUAUUAUAGAUUUUAUUUCUUCGGACAUGAUAUUAAAAAAGUGAUUAAUACACAAACAUUCAUGCGCUUUAAGGGAGAAAAAGCAUUUAAUGAUCCUCAUGGACAUGUAAUUAUUUUAUUCGCAAUAAAGAGUUUAAAUUAACCUUCA